Molecule: messenger RNA, 844 nt
Organism: Eurytemora carolleeae
Lineage: Eukaryota; Metazoa; Arthropoda; Copepoda; Calanoida; Temoridae
Product: venom metalloproteinase 3
Exons: 13
Coding region: 99-833 (244 amino acids)
Biological process (GO): proteolysis
Molecular function (GO): metalloendopeptidase activity
Source: RefSeq, a predicted model, not a curated record
GCCUUCUGUUCCUGCAGGGUACACUAGGAGAAGAUUUUGUACUUCAGCCAGCUAAAGUGCAAGCGGACCUAGAGAAUACAUCACAGCUGAUCCCCAGUAUGCUGUGUCCUGAAUGUCUUCCCCUUGCUCUGCAUACUAUUCUAAAUCAGGUGCCAGCUCCUGCAGUAGAGGAUCCUGGAGACUAUACGGAGCUAGAGGAUUUUGAUCCCAAGGAUUUUAGCAGUAGGAGAGGAAGGAACAUUCCCUUCGCUGUAUAUCCGGAGAUUUUAGUGUUAGCUGAUUAUGAGUUGUACAAGAAAAACGAUUACAACAUUCAAAAGACGAAAAACUACGUGGCAUCCUUUAUGAACGGUGUAAAUCUACGCUUCAGAUCAUUGUAUUCUCCAAGUGUAAGUUUACAUAUCUCUGGUAUAAUUGUUGGAACCUCCUCAGGUUCUUUCUCAUUCAUGGGCAGAAGUAUACUUAGCGGAAGUAGAUUAGAGUCGAAUAAGGCUCUCCACGAUAUGGGAGUAUAUUUCUAUAACUCAGAAUCCUUAUAUCCUCAGUAUGAUAUGGUUCUUCUGCUAACUGGACUUGAUAUGGCCAGGGAAAGGUUUGGCGUGAUGAGCAGUUCAACGUCAGGAUACGCAUAUGUUGGAGGAGCGUGUGUCAAGAACGUAAGAUUAGGGAAAAUAUCCAGUGUUGCAAUUGUAGAAGAUACUGGCGGGUACUCAGGAAUGAUAGUUGCUGCUCAUGAGAUAGGUCAUCUUCUUGGGUCCGUUCAUGAUGGUGAUUAUUCACCAUCAUACCUUAGUGGUCCAGGUUAUUAUUAUAUAUUUUAUUAUCAUUAUUAGUAACUUUGGAU